This is a messenger RNA of Tarenaya hassleriana, 2383 nucleotides long. Its product is annotated as protein REDUCED WALL ACETYLATION 3. Gene Ontology annotation, biological process: xylan biosynthetic process; xyloglucan metabolic process; plant-type secondary cell wall biogenesis. The record is from RefSeq and is a predicted model, not a curated record. Gene Ontology annotation, molecular function: acetyltransferase activity. NCBI's taxonomy places the organism in Eukaryota, Viridiplantae, Streptophyta, Magnoliopsida, Brassicales, Cleomaceae. Bases 284 to 1921 code for a protein of 545 amino acids. The transcript has 16 exons. Gene Ontology annotation, cellular component: Golgi apparatus.
AAGAGCAAAAGUGCCUAUCGCUUAACCCAACAACCGUUCGGAGGAGCCCUGAAGAGAACGACGUCGCAUCCGCCAUUUUCUCCAUCCUUGAAGCAAUAGCUUCUUCUCUCUCUCUCUCUUAAUGUUUUUCUCGAUUUCUAGGGUUUCUCUUCCUCUACUUCAGGCCGUUUCCUAGAGCUCGAUACCGUAGAUCCCACCUGUGGAGAAGGCGAACUGUUCGGUUCGCUUCGUAACAUUGUGUGUUUUCGGAGUAUUUGAUCCUUGAAGCCCUGGAGAUUCCUGUAUGGAUCCAGUAGAAAUUGUGGUUUCGGGGCCAAUUACGCCUGGCCAGAUUUCGUUUCUGCUUGGAGUUAUCCCUGUCCUGAUAGCAUGGAUAUACUCAGAAUAUCUGGAGCACAAGAAAUCUGUGUUACACCCUAAAGUUCAUUCAGAUAAUAAUUUGGUUGAACUAGGAGAAGUGACCAACAAGGAAAAUGAAGGAGCUGUUUUACUGGAAGGAGGCCUUGCAAGAUCAGCCUCUUCAAAGUUAUCUAGUUCAUCCAUUAAAACGAACUUGAUUAGGUUUCUGACUCUGGAAGACUCUUUCUUGCUUGAAAAUCGAGCAACCCUGAGAGCAAUGGCUGAGUUUGGAGCAAUUCUUUUGUAUUUUUAUAUUUGUGACCGAACAAGUUUGCUUGGCAACUCUAAAAAGAGUUACAACCGGGACCUUUUCCUCUUUCUCUACCUUCUUCUCAUCAUUGUGUCAGCCAUGACGUCCUUGAAGAAACACACUGAUAAGUCGCCUAUAACGGGAAAAUCCAUUCUGUAUCUUAAUCGUCACCAGACUGAAGAGUGGAAAGGGUGGAUGCAGGUUCUGUUUCUGAUGUAUCACUACUUUGCUGCGGCUGAGAUUUAUAAUGCAAUCAGGAUCUUCAUCGCUGCCUAUGUGUGGAUGACCGGAUUUGGCAAUUUCUCUUAUUACUAUAUCCGAAAGGAUUUCUCCCUUGCACGAUUUACUCAGAUGAUGUGGCGGCUUAACUUUUUCGUGGCAUUUUGUUGCAUUGUUCUCAACAAUGACUAUAUGCUCUACUAUAUCUGUCCGAUGCACACUCUAUUCACUCUAAUGGUGUAUGGAGCCCUCGGUAUCUUCAGUCAGUAUAACGAAAUAGGAUCAGUGAUGGCUGUGAAGAUUGCUUCAUGCUUCCUUGUGGUUAUCUUGAUAUGGGAAAUCCCCGGAGUUUUCGAGAUUUUUUGGGGUCCAUUGACAUUAUUUCUGGGGUACACGGAUCCUGCUAAGCCAGAUCUUCCGCGUCUACAUGAAUGGCAUUUCAGAUCAGGACUUGAUCGAUACAUAUGGAUCGUCGGGAUGAUAUAUGCGUACUUCCAUCCCACCGUCGAGAGAUGGAUGGAGAAACUAGAGGAAUGUGAUGCCAAGAGAAAGAUGUCAAUCAAGACCAGCAUUGUCGUGAUUGCCUCGUUUGUCGGUUACCUUUGGUAUGAAUACAUCUACAAGCUGGACAAGGUUACAUACAAUAAAUAUCAUCCCUACACAUCAUGGAUUCCGAUCACUGUAUACAUUUGUCUUCGGAAUUGCACACAGCAGCUUCGUAGCUUUUCACUGACGCUCUUUGCGUGGCUCGGCAAGAUUACUCUGGAGACCUAUAUUUCUCAGUUUCACAUCUGGUUAAGAUCGAACGUUCCUGACGGGCAACCUAAGUGGCUACUGUCCAUUAUCCCGGAAUACCCUCUGCUCAACUUCAUGCUCACGACCGCCAUCUACGUCUUGGUGUCUCACCGGCUCUUUGAGCUCACCAAUACAUUAAAGACGGUCUUCAUACCGACGAAAGACAACAAGCGGCUUCUCCACAACGUCCUUGCAGGCGCUGCAAUCUCGUUCUGUUUAUACUUCAUCGCUCUCAUUCUUUCCCAGAUCCCGCAUUGACUCGGAGGAAGCUACAAACUCUGGAAAUCAUUCAUUACCUUAAAUCUGCACAGGAAACCGGAAAAAAAAAACUCACACGUUCCUAUUGAAAAUAAGUUGGUGAUUUUCGAAGCUUGCAAAAGUGAAGAAUCUUCCGACGAUAUCGAGUCGGAGUGUUCGUCGAAAUAUCGGCUGAGGAUGCUGGCAUUCGGACAGGAACUUACAGCAUUUAGGACAGAUCCUUUGAAGCUUGCUUUCAUUUUCUUAUCUGUUGUAUUUGGCUCAAGUUCUAUAUAUAUAGUUCUUUUUUUUUAAACUUUUUAAGAGUUGUAGAUUGUCACAUUAUCAUCAAUCAUAUGAUCAAUUAAAAGGGAAUUUUUUUUCCUUCAAAUUUCUGAACCAUCACAAACAAGAUAUAUCACUCACUCUUUUCUCAUGUUUUCUCUUACAGAACAGCCACAAGACCAAAUUCAUCCUCUCUCA